Rubroshorea leprosula is the source of this 644-nucleotide messenger RNA. NCBI's taxonomy places the organism in Eukaryota, Viridiplantae, Streptophyta, Magnoliopsida, Malvales, Dipterocarpaceae. The record is from the annotation of a GenBank genome assembly.
AUACACAAGCAAACUACAAAUUGAUCCUUUCAUUUGGCAAAGACUUGUGAUUAACCAUGGCUUACCAUUGUCUUCAAUUCUUUGUUUUAUCACUUUUACCGAUCACUUUUGUUUUCAAUGAACAGAAACAGUUUUUUGAUUGGGGGCUCCUGGUCUUCUAGAGACAACUGUACCAGAGAUUACUACAUUGCCCAAGAGAUACCAAAACCCCAAGGGCCUCAGUUGCCAAAGCAUGAACUCCCCAAGUUAUCUGAGUUGCUUGACAUUUCAAAGUUAGAGGUGCCCGAGCUACCAAAACUUGAAGUGCUUGAGAUUGCAAAGCCUGAAUUGCCUAAAUUGCAAGAGAUACCAAAACCUGAAGUUUUUGAGUUGCAAAAACUAGAACUUCCAGAGCUACCAAAACCUGAACUACCCCAAGUUCCAGAGUUACCAAAGCUUGAAGUACCCAAAUCUCCAGAAUUGCCAAAACCUAAUGUUUCCAGAUUACCUGAGUUGCCUAAACCUCAUAGUCCUUGACUUUUGAAAACUGCAUUUUGUUUCCAUCUAGUGCUGUUGUUACUACAAAUUACUAUCCAUUGUACUCUUAUUUGGAGAGUAUUUCUUUAGUUCAUGUGUGUAUCAUGUAAUGAAUUAAGUACUUGAAC